Messenger RNA from Scophthalmus maximus (turbot), 1583 nucleotides. RefSeq names its product CD4-2 molecule, tandem duplicate 2 (gene cd4-2.2). Bases 196 to 1116 code for a protein of 306 amino acids. The record is from RefSeq and is a predicted model, not a curated record. Gene Ontology annotation, molecular function: MHC class II protein binding; protein tyrosine kinase binding. The transcript has 9 exons. NCBI's taxonomy places the organism in Eukaryota, Metazoa, Chordata, Actinopteri, Pleuronectiformes, Scophthalmidae. Gene Ontology annotation, biological process: interleukin-15-mediated signaling pathway; positive regulation of ERK1 and ERK2 cascade; T cell activation. Gene Ontology annotation, cellular component: membrane raft; external side of plasma membrane.
GAGCUGGGGUUUGCAUUGGCCCACAUCUUUCCAAAGAGCAGGUUGUUCUUCAGACAUCUUCCGCCUUCUACACUUUUUGUAUCCUUGUUCCUUUCCAUUUUCGGUGAAGUGCAGAGAGGAUGAGAAGAAAUUUUGGCCUGCAUUAACAGCACGGAAAACACAGUACUGCCUCAAUAUCAAGAUCCAACGUUCAGAAUGAAGGAAUUCGUGUGGUUGGGGUUUGUGCUGGGUGCACUCUCCGCUGCAGGCAACGUGAUCCGCACAAGCGCCGGGCGGCGUGUCACUUUGGGCUGUGGGAUCGACACCUUCGAGAGCAGCCUGGAAUGGAAUCAUGGAAAAGAAAUGAUUUAUAAAGUUAGCGGGAAGAGUGGCAUGAAUCACAAUGGCCCAGCUGCCAUUAGGGAAAGGUCAAGGGUGAGGCAGACCAAUCUGGAGAUCUCCGGGGUGAAGAGAGAAGACGCUGGAAGGUUCACCUGCGUCGCAGAUGAGAUUCCUAAAUAUCACACACUUCUCGUGGUCUCAGUCUCGGCCAGCCCCCCUGAAGAGCUCCCGCCAGGCAGCAAUGUUACGCUCCACUGUGAGGUCAAGGGUCUGAACCCAGGCUCGACAGUGCAAUGGACGGGACCAGACGGACGUCCGCACGCAGUGUCCGAGACCGUUCAUCUUCAGCGUGUAGCCCCCUCAGAUGCAGGGACCUGGGUGUGUGCGUUUUCCUACGACGGGCAGACCUACAGUGAGAAUCUAGACAUCAAAGUUAGAGACCCUGCCCGCAAGGUCAUCACAUCACCCCCUCCCCGAAUCGUCGACCAACAGACAACCUACCCCAGCUGCGAUCUCAAACCUCACUCCGGUGUCGGUCGGCUCGGCUGGUGGCUGUGGGUUGCUGUAGGAGGUGGCUGCCUGGUUGUGCUUCUCCUGGUGGUCCUUGUCAUUGUUCUGUGCAAGAGGAGCCGAAGGAGAAAGAGAAAAUUACAGAAGCUGAAGAAUGGCCGACAAUCACUGACGCCCAAGAAGUACUGCCAGUGCAACUGCCCGACAGCUGCGGCAUCACCACGGCGAGGACGCCAGAAAGCGAAGCCGUCAGCCCCCCCUCUGCAACCACUGCUAAUGGAGUGACAUGAAAGACGGAUGGAAGAAAGGAGAAAGACAGAGGGGAAAGAAAAGAAAGAUAGUGACAAGUGGGGAGGGGGGAACCCCAGUGUGAAUGGCAAAGGCAUGAAUGUAAAAUGGACUUGGUGAAAAUCAAAUCAAAAGUAAUGUUGUUGGCACUUUUUCAACAAAUGUAACCAGUGAACUGAAUGUGAUCGGGCCCCUCCCCUGCAACAGAGAACAGCAACAGUCUGAAGUUAUUUUUUUAUAUUUCUGCAGCACAGCACCAUUUAUAUAUCUGUACAUGCAGCAUUGUCAACUUGCUUCUGCAUCUUGAAUAACAUCCAUCUGGUUUACAGGUCUUUCUCAUGUUUCUGUGUAUUUCAUGUAUGUUUUUGUACAGUUUGUCUUUUCCUGUGGGUGGUAAAUGAACUGGAGUGUUGUACUGAAAUACUGCAUCUUUUCCAAUUAAUCAAUAAACCAUGAAAAACCAA